UUCCCGGAACUGUGUGCGGCAAAUGUACAGGAGGAAACAGGUGGCCAGGCAGGCUUAUUAACUGCAUAAUAUAGAUCAAAAUAUUGUAUUAAACAUCUGGUUGCUUUACAUCCUAAUUGAAUAUAGUAUAUUUUAAUAGCCCGACGAGUUAUCUCAGUUCGUUCAUCAUGACGUUGAUGUGCUACAACAAAGGUUGCGGACAACGAUUUGACCCAGACGACAACGCUGGUGAUGCCUGUACCUUUCACCCUGGCGUGCCUGUUUUUCACGAUGCUCUUAAGGGCUGGUCCUGCUGCACGAGACGCACCACGGACUUCUCAGACUUCCUCAGCAUAGAGGGCUGCAGCAGAGGUAUCCAUAACAGAGAGAAGCCAGUGGAGCCGGCCGGAGGUGACAAGCUCAGAGGGGAGGAGCUAAAACCCCGUGGUGACCCCUAUAUCAUUCAGGCUCCUAAACCACUAGAGCUGAUACACAGACCCAGUGGUGAUGAGCCCCUGGUCAGACUUCAGCAGAAGGUGUUCUCCUCUCUGAGACAGGCUCUGCAGAAAGUCCAGCUGGCAGAGAGCAGGCAGCCUCACAACACAGACGAAGAGGAGGUGAAGAUUGGCACGUCCUGUAAGAAUGGAGGCUGCUCCAAGUCUUUCUCUGGUCCAGGGAGUAACGAGGAGAAGUGUAAACACCACCCUGGAGUCCCUAACUUCCACGAGGGGAUGAAGUUCUGGAGCUGCUGUAGGAGGAAGUCACCUGACUUUAACUGUUUCCUGGCCCAGGAGGGCUGCACCACAGGAAGUCACCUCUGGAGGAAACCAGACAAGGGGAUGAAGGUGGUACCGUGUAGGUUUGAUUGGCACCAGACAGGCGGCCAGGUCAUCAUCUCGAUCUAUGCCAAGAACUCUCUACCAGAGCUCAGCUAUGCAGAGGCCAACGGCACCACGGUGAUCAUCCGUGUGGUCUUUGAGGGAGAGAAGGAGUUUGAGCAGAAGAUCAACUUAUGGGGGGUGAUCGAUGUGACUAGCAGUGUGGUGAACAUGAUGUCUUCCAAGAUGGAGAUCUCUAUGGGGAAGGGGGAGCCAAUCACCUGGGCCCGUCUGGACCUGCCCUCUCCCACAGACACGCCAACUGAGGGGGGGAAUGGGAUUGGAAAGGCGUAGAACUAGACAGAACGAAAUCAAUCACAUGGUACAUGCUCCUCCCAUAUGUUUUAGUGAACCUGUUGAAUAUCGGCUGAGAGCAGUAUUUAUUUCUGACAUGCUACUCAGAAUGCGGAGGUUAAACUUCACUGAAACACUUUCUGAAGGCGAUAACCAUCAGGUCUUCCUACUGAAACACAGUAACCAUCAGGUCUUCCUACUGAAACACAGUAACCAUCAGGUCUUCCUACUGAAACACAGUAAACCAUCAGGUCUUCCUACUGAAACACAGUAAACCAUCAGGUCUUCCUACUGAAACACAGUAACCAUCAGGUCUUCCUACUGAAACACAGUAACCAUCAGGUCUUCCUACUGAAACACAGUAACCAUCAGGUCUUCCUACUGAAACACAGUAAACCUACUGAAACACAGUAACCAUCAGGUCUUCCUACUGAAACACAGUAACCAUCAGUUCUUCCUACUGAAACACAGUAACCAUCAGGUCUUCCUACUGAAACACAGUAAACCUACUGAAACACAGUAACCAUCAGGUCUUCCUACUGAAACACAGUAACCAUCAGGUCUUCCUACUGAAACACAGUAAACCAUCAGGUCUUCCUACUGAAACACAGUAAACCAUCAGGUCUUCCUACUGAAACACAGUAACCAUCAGGUCUUCCUACUGAAACACAGUAACCAUCAGGUCUUCCUACUGAAACACAGUAAACCAUCAGGUCUUCCUACUGAAACACAGUAAACCAUCAGUUCUUCCUACUGAAACAUAGUAAACCUACUGAAACACAGUAAACCAUCAGGUCUUCCUACUGAAACACAGUAAACCAUCAGGUCUUCCUACUGAAACACAGUAAACCAUCAGGUCUUCCUACUGAAACACAGUAAACCUACUGAAACACAGUAAACCAUCAGGUCUUCCUACUGAAACACAGUAAACCUACUGAAACACAGUAAACCAUCAGUUCUUCCUACUGAAACACAGUAAACCAUCAGGUCUUCCUACUGAAACACAGUAAACCUACUGAAACACAGUAACCAUCAGGUCUUCCUACUGAAACACAGUAACCAUCAGGUCUUCCUACUGAAACACAGUAACCAUCAGGUCUUCCUACUGAAACACAGUAACCAUCAGGUCUUCCUACUGAAACACAGUAAACCAUCAGGUCUUCCUACUGAAACACAGUAAACCAUCAGGUCUUCCUACUGAAACACAGUAACCAUCAGGUCUUCCUACUGAAACACAGUAAACCAUCAGGUCUUCCUACUGAAACACAGUAAACCAUCAGGUCUUCCUACUGAAACACAGUAAACCUACUGAAACACAGUAAACCAUCAGUUCUUCCUACUGAAACACAGUAAACCUACUGAAACACAGUAAACCAUCAGGUCUUCCUACUGAAACACAGUAAACCAUCAGGUCUUCCUACUGAAACACAGUAAACCUACUGAAACACAGUAAACCAUCAGGUCUUCCUACUGAAACACAGUAAACCUACUGAAACACAGUAAACCAUCAGUUCUUCCUACUGAAACACAGUAACCAUCAGGUCUUCCUACUGAAACACAGUAAACCUACUGAAACACAGUAACCAUCAGGUCUUCCUACUGAAACACAGUAACCAUCAGGUCUUCCUACUGAAACACAGUAACCAUCAGGUCUUCCUACUGAAACACAGUAACCAUCAGGUCUUCCUACUGAAACACAGUAAACCAUCAGGUCUUCCUACUGAAACACAGUAAACCAUCAGGUCUUCCUACUGAAACACAGUAACCAUCAGGUCUUCCUACUGAAACACAGUAACCAUCAGGUCUUCCUACUGAAACACAGUAAACCAUCAGGUCUUCCUACUGAAACACAGUAAACCAUCAGUUCUUCCUACUGAAACAUAGUAAACCUACUGAAACACAGUAAACCAUCAGGUCUUCCUACUGAAACACAGUAAACCAUCAGGUCUUCCUACUGAAACACAGUAAACCUACUGAAACACAGUAAACCAUCAGGUCUUCCUACUGAAACACAGUAAACCUACUGAAACACAGUAAACCAUCAGUUCUUCCUACUGAAACACAGUAAACCAUCAGGUCUUCCUACUGAAACACAGUAAACCUACUGAAACACAGUAACCAUCAGGUCUUCCUACUGAAACACAGUAACCAUCAGUUCUUCCUACUGAAACACAGUAACCAUCAGGUCUUCCUACUGAAACACAGUAACCAUCAGUUAUUCCUACUGAAACACAGUAAACCAUCAGGUCUUCCUACUGAAACACAGUAACCAUCAGGUCUUCCUACUGAAACACAGUAAACCUACUGAAACACAGUAAACCACCAGUUCUUCCUACUGAAACACAGUAACCAUCAGUUCUUCCUACUGAAACACAGUAAACCAUCAGGUCUUCCUACUGAAACACAGUAAACCAUCAGGUCUUCCUACUGAAACACAGUAAACCUACUGAAACACAGUAAACCAUCAGGUCUUCCUACUGAAACACAGUAAACCAUCAGGUCUUCCUACUGAAACACAGUAAACCAUCAGGUCUUCCUACUGAAACACAGUAAACCUACUGAAACACAGUAAACCACCAGUUCUUCCUACUGAAACACAGUAACCAUCAGUUCUUCCUACUGAAACACAGUAAACCAUCAGGUCUUCCUACUGAAACACAGUAAACCAUCAGGUCUUCCUACUGAAACACAGUAAACCUACUGAAACACAGUAAACCAUCAGGUCUUCCUACUGAAACACAGUAAACCAUCAGGUCUUCCUACUGAAACACAGUAAACCACCAGUUCUUCCUACUGAAACACAGUAACCACCAGUUCUUCCUACUGAAACACAGUAAACCAUCAGGUCUUCCUACUGAAACACAGUAACCAUCAGUUCUUCCUACUGAAACACAGUAACCAUCAGGUCUUCCUACUGAAACACAGUAAACCUACUGAAACACAGUAACCAUCAGGUCUUCCUACUGAAACACAGUAACCAUCAGGUCUUCCUACUGAAACACAGUAACCAUCAGGUCUUCCUACUGAAACACAGUAAACCAUCAGGUCUUCCUACUGAAACACAGUAAACCAUCAGGUCUUCCUACUGAAACACAGUAACCAUCAGGUCUUCCUACUGAAACACAGUAACCAUCAGGUCUUCCUACUGAAACACAGUAACCAUCAGGUCUUCCUACUGAAACACAGUAAACCUACUGAAACACAGUAACCAUCAGGUCUUCCUACUGAAACACAGUAACCAUCAGGUCUUCCUACUGAAACACAGUAACCAUCAGGUCUUCCUACUGAAACACAGUAACCAUCAGGUCUUCCUACUGAAACACAGUAAACCAUCAGGUCUUCCUACUGAAACACAGUAAACCAUCAGGUCUUCCUACUGAAACACAGUAACCAUCAGGUCUUCCUACUGAAACACAGUAAACCAUCAGGUCUUCCUACUGAAACACAGUAAACCAUCAGGUCUUCCUACUGAAACACAGUAAACCUACUGAAACACAGUAAACCACCAGUUCUUCCUACUGAAACACAGUAAACCUACUGAAACACAGUAAACCAUCAGGUCUUCCUACUGAAACACAGUAAACCAUCAGGUCUUCCUACUGAAACACAGUAAACCUACUGAAACACAGUAAACCAUCAGUUCUUCCUACUGAAACACAGUAAACCUACUGAAACACAGUAAACCAUCAGGUCUUCCUACUGAAACACAGUAAACCAUCAGGUCUUCCUACUGAAACACAGUAAACCUACUGAAACACAGUAAACCAUCAGGUCUUCCUACUGAAACACAGUAAACCUACUGAAACACAGUAAACCAUCAGUUCUUCCUACUGAAACACAGUAAACCAUCAGGUCUUCCUACUGAAACACAGUAAACCUACUGAAACACAGUAACCAUCAGGUCUUCCUACUGAAACACAGUAACCAUCAGGUCUUCCUACUGAAACACAGUAAACCAUCAGGUCUUCCUACUGAAACACAGUAAACCAUCAGGUCUUCCUACUGAAACACAGUAACCAUCAGGUCUUCCUACUGAAACACAGUAACCAUCAGGUCUUCCUACUGAAACACAGUAAACCAUCAGGUCUUCCUACUGAAACACAGUAAACCAUCAGUUCUUCCUACUGAAACAUAGUAAACCUACUGAAACACAGUAAACCAUCAGGUCUUCCUACUGAAACACAGUAAACCAUCAGGUCUUCCUACUGAAACACAGUAAACCAUCAGGUCUUCCUACUGAAACACAGUAAACCAUCAGGUCUUCCUACUGAAACACAGUAACCAUCAGGUCUUCCUACUGAAACACAGUAACCCAUCAGGUCUUCCUACUGAAACACAGUAAACCUUCCUACUACCUCCUCACUUGAAAAGAGAUGCAGGCAGCUAUCACCCUAGCAUCCCUCAUCAGGAUCUGUAUCUAAGGAGCAAUUGGGGACAGCCAGUCAGAAUGUAAACUGUUCUCAAACACACACACACACACCAGAGGAGGACGGGCUCAUUGGAAUGGCUGGAAGGAAUUGAAUGUGGUUUCCAUAUGUGUUUGAUACCUUUUCAUUUAUGCCACACACAGUCCUUCUGUUCUUUGUCAAUUUCAUUUGAGGAUAUUUGUGCCAUUUAUUGAUAUUAGUUGCCUUCCAGAAAAUGUAACCUAUCUUUAUGAAGUUCUCUUACUUUAACAGUCCUUGUUUUGGGUUUUAAUUGUUUUUGCUCACUUCUGAGAUGUGUGAUUUAGUUUCCCUCUUUACUUGCUGUAGUUUGUUUUCAUACAAGGGAAAUAAAGCUAUGUGCUCUCCCACAGACUGAAUCAACCGA
Oncorhynchus keta (chum salmon) is the source of this 5963-nucleotide messenger RNA. It is a transcript of the gene chordc1a, whose product is annotated as cysteine and histidine-rich domain (CHORD) containing 1a. The record is from RefSeq and is a predicted model, not a curated record. Bases 168 to 1151 code for a protein of 327 amino acids. NCBI's taxonomy places the organism in Eukaryota, Metazoa, Chordata, Actinopteri, Salmoniformes, Salmonidae. The transcript is spliced from 21 exons.